This is a messenger RNA of Annulohypoxylon maeteangense, 2328 nucleotides long. RefSeq names its product amino acid permease-domain-containing protein. The coding region runs from base 1 to 2328 and encodes 775 amino acids. Gene Ontology annotation, cellular component: membrane. The transcript has 3 exons. Lineage: Eukaryota; Fungi; Ascomycota; Sordariomycetes; Xylariales; Hypoxylaceae. Gene Ontology annotation, biological process: amino acid transmembrane transport. Gene Ontology annotation, molecular function: amino acid transmembrane transporter activity; acyltransferase activity, transferring groups other than amino-acyl groups. The record is from RefSeq and is a predicted model, not a curated record.
AUGAGCGAAGACACGGAGGUCGUGCUGCGCGGCACGAAGCGAGGCAUCAAAUCGCGCCAGGCGCAGAUGCUUGUGAUAGGCGGUACUAUUGGCACCGGUCUCUUCGUAGGCACGGGACAGGCAUUGGCGAUUUCAGGCCCUGCUUUUCUCUUCGUCUCUUACAUAGUGAUCUGCUUCCUCGUCCACGGCAUCGUCACAGCCAUGGCCGAGGUUGGCGCCUACCUACCGGCACAAGGUAUGUCUGUGGCGUACUAUGGGAACCGAAUUGUAAGCCCUAGCCUUGGGUUUGCGUUGGGGUGGAUGUAUUGGUACAUUUGGGGCUUAAGCGUCGCCUACGAGAUCACCGCCGCCGCUGUCGUCAUCAACUACUGGCCUAACACGGUACCGGUCGCGGUAUGGAUUACCAUCAUGCUAGUCGUCAUCGUGGCCCUGAAUUUCUUCCCCGUGAAAGUCUAUGGGGAAUCGGAGUUCUGGUUUGCUUCGAUCAAGGUCUUCGCAAUCAUUGGCCUCUUGAUCCUAUCCGUGGUCUUGUUCUUUGGCGGCGGACCAGAUCACACGCGCUUAGGUUUUUGGUAUUGGCAAAACCCUGGAGCGACUAAGGAGUACCUUGUGGAUGGCGCUGGUGGGCGUUUCUGCGCCUUUUUGUUCACCCUCAUCUACUCGUGCUUUAGUUUCAACUUCAGUCCCGAGUUGAUUAUUAUCGCGGCGGGCGAGAUGAAAUCUCCCCGUAAAAAUCUUCCGAGGGCCGCAUUACACUUCGUUUGGCGGCUGGCAGUGUUUUAUGUUCUCGGGGCCCUUGCUAUUAGCGUCAUAUGUCGAAGUGACGAGCCUGCGCUUACAAAUGGCGGUACAGGCGCUGCUUCAUCCCCUUGGGUUAUAGCUAUCGAAAAGGCCGGGAUCCAUGGACUAGACAGUGUCAUCAAUGCUGUCAUUAUUACUUCGGCCUGGUCGAGUGGAAACUCGGUGUUAUACAUGUCCAGCCGCUCUCUAUACUCACUUGCCGUAGCAGGGAACGCACCCCAGAUAUUUCUUCGUUGCAACAAGCACGGCGUACCCGUUUACGCCGUGAUUGCGUCGAGCUUAUUAUCCCUAUUCGCGUUCCUAAAUAUCGGCACAGUCAGUGGCAUUGUGUUCAACUGGUUCGUCAGUAUUAUCAACACGGCGGCAUUCAUCAGCUGGGCUUGUUGCUGUCUUAUAUAUUUUCGCUUUAGGAAGGCAUGCGCCGUUCAGGGCAUUACUAGAUCUCACUUACCGUACUCGAGCAUCACGCAACCGUGGGCCUCUUGGAUCGCACUUGUGGCGUUUUGUCUUUUUGGGUUGCUGAACGGAUUUUCGGUCUUCUUUCCAGGACAUUUUACGGCAUCUGGUUUUCUUACCUCGUAUAUUGGUAUCCCCGUGUUCAUCUUGAUAUAUUCUGGGCAUAGGAUCUGGGCUAGGCGAGACCCAUGGGUUAGACCACCUCAAUCCGUUGAUCUUAAAACAGGAUUAGCAGACGCAUUAACAGAUGAAGAACCCGGAGACGUUAGCGAAGAAGAAAAUGUUUCUUCCAAACAUGCAGAAAUGAGUCAACAAACUACAUCCACUAAACCAACGGAGGAGGAGCUGUGGAUUGAGGUCAUUAACCAGCCCGAAGAUAUUAUCGCAGGUUUCGAUUGUGCUGCAAAUACAUUCGGCAAACAAACCCGCGAUGCAGUUUGGAUAGCUACGAAUCCAGAAUGGGACCAGGACGGCCCUGAAGGCCGAACCCGUGCUGCUGCACGAAUGGUUGAUCGGUGGCGUCAAAUCACUUUCGACAAUGCUGGUAAUUCGAACACUAUCUACCUUAAGGCCACUCUUCCUGAAGGAAGUCAUCGAGUCGUGGUAGGAAUGGCCAUUUGGACACAAUUCUCCAUGGUAGAGGGCCGUGGUGUUCGGCCUUCAGACGACCCAAGUGAAUCUCUAGGUCUAGAAAAGCUCUAUCCGGACGAUGAAAGCGAGCAACGCUACCUGCGCCAAGUUUUCCGCUCAUUUAUGAAACGUCGCGGCGAAGUCAUCAGGGAAAAAGAGACAUCCCAACCGCCAUCGUUGUUGCAUCUCGAAUUAUGUGUUGUAGAUCCUGCUCACCAACGCAAAGGCAUUGCCUCGAAAUUAGUCCAAUGGGGACUCGAUGAAGCGCAGCGUCGUGGUGGUUUAGAGGCAACUACAGAGGCAUCUAGCAUGGGUCGCCAUGUAUACAAACGCCUAGGUUUUCAUGCUGAAGGACCGGAUAUCGAAUAUCAUGUUGAUAGCGAGUUUUUGCCGCGAGACAGGCCAUCUAACAUCUUUAUGCGUACAGGCACCAACCAAUAG